Messenger RNA from Nematostella vectensis (starlet sea anemone), 2671 nucleotides. Its product is annotated as arylsulfatase B. NCBI's taxonomy places the organism in Eukaryota, Metazoa, Cnidaria, Anthozoa, Actiniaria, Edwardsiidae. The record is from RefSeq and is a predicted model, not a curated record. The transcript is spliced from 7 exons. The coding region runs from base 84 to 1559 and encodes 491 amino acids.
UGUUUUACACUUGUGACGCUCGUUGCUUUCAUUUAUGACAACUUCCAAAUAUCUCCAUCGUUUGGCUUUAUGUCUGAGUCCAAAUGGGAGUUAGACUGUCUUUUCACUGCUUUUUUUUGUGUUUGAAUGUAGUGGUCCUUCAAUCCUCCGCUAAACCUCAUUUGCUAUUCGUCCUGGCGGACGAUCUUGGUUGGAGCGAUGUCGGUUUUCAUGGCUCGAAAAUUCAAACUCCAAAUAUCGAUCGUCUUGCUGCGAAUGGUGUGAUUCUCGAUAAUUAUUACGUGCAGCCGGUAUGUACACCCACGCGAGCUUCGCUGAUGACCGGGAAAUACCCAAUUCAUACUGGUUUACAGCAUGGUAUCAUCCACAAUGGUAGACCUUAUGGCCUCCCUCUAAACUUGACGCUGCUACCACAGAAACUCCGAAAAGCUGGGUACAGUACUCACAUGCUUGGAAAAUGGCAUCUUGGAUUCUACAACUGGGAGAGCACACCAACAUACAGGGGUUUUGACACCUUUUAUGGUUUCUAUAGUGGCGCUGAAAAUCACUAUACACAUGUCCAGGAUCAUUACCUGGACCUACGAGACAAUGAGGAGAUUGUGAGGGAUCAAAAUGGUACAUACUCUGCUCAUCUCUUUACAAAGCGUGCAGAGCAGAUAGUCCGGGCCCAUGACCCCAGCACACCCCUGUUCAUGUACAUGGCAUUCCAGAACGUUCAUAGUCCUGUCCAAGCCCCUAAAGAGUAUAUUGACCGCUACAGCUUUAUAAAGGAUCCCUUAAGACGCACCUAUGCUGCCAUGGUGACCAUUAUGGAUGACGCUCUUGGGAACUUGACACGCGCCUUUGACAAGGCUGGUUUAUGGGAGAACACUAUCCUGAUAUUCAGUACUGAUAACGGAGGAGUACCCAAGAAUGGAGGUUAUGACUACCCCUUACGAGGCAGAAAAGACACCUUGUGGGAGGGUGGGGUGCGUGGCGUGGCAUUUGUGCAUGGUGUAGCUCUUGAGCAGAGUGGUGUGAAGUGUAAAGCGCUGAUGCAUGUCACGGACUGGUAUCCAACCUUAGUGUCACUCGCAGGUGGGAGUCUAGAUGAAGACGAAGACUUGGAUGGCUAUGAUGUGUGGGAGUCCAUAUCACAUGGUGUUGAAAGCCCACGCAAGGAGCUACUACACAACAUAGAUACAAUCAAUAUCCCACCUGGCGACGGAAGCCUGGGCUUUUCUACCACGGGAAUCGGUCUGAGAGUCGGGGACAUGAAGCUGUUGAUGGCCGUUCCUAACAUAUCUUACUUCAUUCCUCCCGAGGACAGGAAUGGAAGUGUAGAUUGGUAUAUACACUCAAAUAAUAAGGUUCCCAUGGUGGAGGUCGCGUUAUACAACAUAACCGCUGACCCAUACGAAAAGCAUGACUUGCACGAUAAACUCCCGGAUGUUGUUACUAGGCUACAAUUGCGUGUGGAGCAUUACAGGAAGACCGCAGUGCCCCCCGCGAACAAACCUAAAGACCCGUACGCACGUCAGGUAGCGAAACAGAAUGGUGCGUGGACCCCAUGGGUGUAGUAUAGAGUGGUAGAGUGAAGUUGAACUGACACUUGAUGGGAUGUGUCAUGCCAUAAUGUGAAUGGAAUGUAUGAUUGCACGCAGUAAUGUGAAUUGCUAUGUAUGAUCGCAUGGGGUAAUGUGGAUGGUAAUGCGUGAUUGCACGUGGUAAUGUGGAUGGUAAUGCGUGAUUGCACGUGGUCAUGUGAGUGGUAAUGUGCGAUUGCACCUGGUAAUUUGAAUGGUAAUAUUAUGUGAGUGCACGUGGUAAUGUGAAUGUUAAGGUUUGAUUUCACGUGGUAAUUUUUUAACAACAUUACAUAAUUACACAAAACGAAAUGGCAAAAACAAAUUGCAUUAUAAGUAAUAAGUAAGUCACUUUAAAAAGUGAGUAAGAUAACUGAAAUCUAAGUAUGUCCGUAAAUAAACAUUUCUUGUUACAAAAGGCAAUGCAAGGACAGUACGACAUUCUUUGAGUUUACAUGACUAGUCACGUGACUACUAAGUGCAACACUUCAACUAGGAAAACGUGAUAAAAAGGGGAUGUGUUAAACGUGAUAAAAAGGGGAUGUGUUAAACGUGAUAAAAAGGGGAUGUGUUAAACGUGAUAAAAAGGGGAUGUGUUAAACGUGAUAAAAAGGGGAUGUGUUAAACGUGAUAAAAAGGGGAUGUGUUAAACGUGAUAAAAAGGGGAUGUGUUAAACGUGAUAAAAAGGGGAUGUGUUAAACGUGAUAAAAAGGGGAUGUGUUAAACGUGAUAAAAAGGGGAUGUGUUGAACGUGAUAAAAAGGGGAUGUGUUAAAUCUAAAUCUGAGUUCAAACGUCGUAUUAUCCAUGAGCCGUAUUUAAUGGAAAUGCCUGUAAAGGAAUUGAGUCGAUUGUUUUAUCUUCGUUUGCAUUAAAUACGGCUUAUGAAGCCUAAGAAGCUAAUUUCUGAUAGCUAUAGAACCUAACGUGAUGUGUUGAAUCUAAGAAGCUAAUUUCGAUAUCUUUAAAACCCUACCCUCUAUUUGAACCUUUAAACACAACUAGUACCCGUCAACUUGGUUGUAAUGUUUAACAACGCAUUGACACCGCGUAAGGAGGGUGACAGCCUGAAUUGCGUGACUCCAAUAAAAUUGCGUUACUAGUCA